Molecule: messenger RNA, 6143 nt
Organism: Lates calcarifer (barramundi perch)
Lineage: Eukaryota; Metazoa; Chordata; Actinopteri; Centropomidae
Exons: 11
Coding region: 614-2275 (553 amino acids)
Biological process (GO): positive regulation of Arp2/3 complex-mediated actin nucleation; actin cytoskeleton organization
Cellular component (GO): cytoskeleton
Molecular function (GO): protein kinase A regulatory subunit binding; Arp2/3 complex binding; actin binding
Source: RefSeq, a predicted model, not a curated record
UCAUUUAUUUUGUGUAACAGGCAAUUCAGGUAGUUAUGCAACUGAUUCAACCAUUUCUAAAUUCAUAUUCAAAGUCAGAAAAGGUACAUUUUUCUAUUUAUUUUUGAAUAAAUUAAAGAUAUACUAUUGAUUAAAAUGUAUGUCAGAAAUAUACUGCAGAUAUCCUACAUCCCACAAACUGUUAAUAAAAGAUGUUCCUAUUUUUCUCGCGUGUUAGGUUAUGUUUCCCCCUGAACUAUUUUUAAUCGAGUCUUUUAUUUUGAAGUCGCAAACGGAAGUGUUCUUUGCCUACAACAGGCUGCGGCUUGACGCUGGUCGGGUCCGCGGACGCUGCCUUGGAAACGACAUAAAUCCAGUCCACGCAGCUGGGUUGCGAGCAGGGCCCCAGAUUUCCUCACUUCAAAGGCUUUCGCUCCUCUUCCUCCUCCUCCUCCUCCUCCUCCUCCUCCACCUCCUCUCUCCAUCCAUCCAUCCAUCCUCCGAGCUGCGAACAUGGACGAGCUGAAAUGAAAUGCGGGAGCAGGAGAGACGGAACGGAAAGAGAACCAUUUAAAUAAGCGAGAGAAGAAGAAGCAGCAGCAGAAGAAGAAGGUGAGGCCAGGCGUAGACCAGCAUGCCGUUGGUGAAGAGGAACAUCGAGCCCAGGCACCUGUGCCGCGGGGCGCUGCCGGACGGGGUGACCAGUGAGCUGGAGUGCGUCACCAACAGCACCCUGGCAGCCAUCAUCAAACAACUGGGCAGUCUGAGUCGCCACGCAGAGGACAUUUUCGGAGAGCUGUUUAACGAAGCCAACAGCUUUUACCUGAGGAUGAGCAGCCUGCAGGAGAGGGUGGACCAGCUGGCUGUGAAAGUCACCCAGCUCGACUCCACCGUGGAGGAAGUCUCCCUGCAGGACAUCAACAUGAGGAAGGCCUUUAAGAGCAGCACCAUCCAGGACCAGCAGGUGGUGUCCAGGACCUCUGUCCCCAACCCUGUGGUGGAGAUGUACCAUCGCUGCGACAAACCUCCACCGCUCAACAUUCUCAGCCCGUAUAGGGAUGACAAGAAGGAUGCGCUGAAGUUCUACACUGACCCCUCCUACUUCUUCAACCUGUGGAAAGAGAAGAUGCUGCAGGCCACCGAGGACAAACGCAAGGAGAAGAGGCGGCAGAAGGGCUGUCCGGCCCACCCUGACAGGCCCCACUCCAGACAGGCCCCACCCAGGAGCCCCCUGUCCAUCUCUGAGCAGCAGAGGCAGGUCGAGGACCCGAGCCGAGAGGUGAAGAAGGUGCGUAAGGCUCGUAACCGGCGUCAGGAGUGGAACGUCCUGGCCUACGACAAAGAGUUCAGACCGGACGCGAGGCUCACGCCCUCACCUUACCACGGCAUGUCCUCUGAAGGCUCCCUGUCGCCUGAUAGCAGAUCAAUGGCGUCUGACUCCUACCCAGCAAGCCCCAACCACCCCUCCACCCAGGCCCCCAGCGCCGCCCACCCCGCUGACCACCACGCCAGGGAUCACCUCAGCGCCGCGGCCCAGACCCAGUCGCUGGAUCGGGGCCUCAGGCCGGCCAACCAGCCUCCAGGGGCGGGAGGGCCCCCGGGGAGGCACGUGGCCUCCUUGGGCAGGACCCCCUCGGGACACGGGGUCCAGGCCGGCGGAGAUCCAACGGUUAACGGGCCGAGGCAGCCGUCGGUUAAGGAUUACCGGGCUGGACACGGUGGCCAGCCCUCCACCAUCCCCGAGUACUACAUCCCACCCGCCCCUCCCCCGCCUCCUCCGACCAUCCCCUCCGCCCAGACGGCCUUCGACUCCGCCACGGCCCCACCUUCCGCCGCCGCCGUCUCGGCCGUCCCCCCGACCUCUGCUACCCUCUCCCGCCCCUACUCUCCCUCCCCUCCCCCUCCCCCGGCCAACUACGUGCCAUCCCCCUCCCACCCGCCGUCGGGCGCGCCCCCGGCCGCCCCUCCGCCCCCUCCGCCCGGGGCCCCCGCAGGCCACCAGGCCCACCCGUCCCCGCCGCAUGCCGCUGUGGGCCAGUCGGCCGGGGACGCGGCACCACAGACGAGGAAGUCCACCAUGCUGGGGAUGAUCCCGAUGAGCGACGCCCGCUCCGACCUGCUGGCCGCCAUACGUAGAGGUAUCCAGCUGAGGAAGGUGCAGGAGCAGAGGGAGCAGGAGGCGAAGAGGGAGCCCGUGGGCAACGACGUGGCCACCAUCCUGUCGCGCCGUAUCGCGGUGGAGUACAGCGAGUCCGACGACGACUCCGAGCUCGACGAGAACGAGUGGUCCGACUAAAAAAUACAAAAAGGGAGAGAGUGAGAUGGAGACGGGAGGCUUGGUGGGUGGUGACACUGGAUGGAAGUGGGGGAGAAAUGAAGGUGGAAAUGAAGGGGUUCGGUUUGUUAGUCAUUAACAUUCAACAAAAAGUAAAAUCCAGUCAUGCACUGACACACACACUCCACAUGCACGGCCUGUUGCGGCCUCUCUCAACGUCAAGCACUUCAGCAGCAACAGGUCGGCGAUUUCAGCUUGCUUGGUUGCCCCUGACGACGCCUGUUCUUGAACUGAGCAAGAGGUUUGCGUGUCUAGCCGCCCGUGGCGUGUGGCGCAAUAAACACACACAGACGUGCACACACUUGCAUUCGCACCAUUUCGACACCCUCCCGCCCCCGUCCGCUCAUUUUUAUCCACCAACACUGAGCUGUGAAAAACAAAAACGCGCCAACUCCUCCCUCCCUGCACAUUUGAGUGAUAAUUAUUAGCAAUAUUACAGGCGCUUAAACUGUAGGUAGGUGGGCUCCCAGUGAGUACGGGGGGUAAUGUGUUUACACAACACAUGGUAUAGCACAAGAUAAACUAAUUAUAGUGCAAUCUUAACUUAUCUGCCAAAUGUUGAGAAAGAAUUUAUGAAACAAGUCGUGGAUAAUCAGGGAAAAAAAUAAAAAUAAAACUCUCCUUAAGAGACUACAGCAGAUUUCUGGGAGUUUGGUUAUUUUAACCAACAUGAAACAACAGAAUCAGUGUGAACUUUAUCUCUGUGUGGCUGGAUAUAGCGUAAUGCUAACUGUGUCGUUACCGAGCUUCGUUUAAAUGUCUAAAAUCAAGAUUCAUUAAAUAUGAGAAGGUGCUUUUUGUUCAAAACUAGAUAUUUGAAGUCGACCUCCAGCAGAGCUAAUGAUGUUCUGCCAUUGAUUUGUCAGUGAUUUAAGUUUAAAUGACACUUCCUGUCAGGAGGUAGGUUUGAAACAGAAAGGAAGAUUCAGCAGCUGGAGGAUAAAUCAAGAUUAGCUGUUUCUGUGCAACACAGAGGAGUAUAAUUCCAGUUUUAAGAAUUUAAAUAAUCUUCUAAGAAAUGACUUUAAGAGAGAAAACCAAUGCCAAGUUUGGUUUGCUAAAGAUAAGUAUAUUUUUUAUUAAUGCUGUUUACAAUUGGUGAAAGGCCCGGUGGUUUUUUUUUUUUUUUUACCACAUGUGAAAAGUAACUUUAACUUUAGUUAUGUUUAGUUUACUAGCAAAUGAAAAAUCUUUAUGUUUCUCAGUUGAUCAAAAUUCAAAAUACAGACCUGUUUGUGCUGUUUCCAGCUAAAACAGAUGUAAACAAACCUUAAAAAUGGAUCUUUUAUUUGUGAUCGUCACCUCAUUAUAAAAGAUCAAUUAUAAAAGAUUAAGAUUUUUAUCAUUUUUAUUUAUUCUUUUACAUCAACAGGUCAUUGAGAUCCAAAUCAAAUACUAGUUUUUCCAUGUUGUGUUUAAUGUCUAGUGACCUGACGUUAGAAACCAAACUCCCAUGAAGUCAGCGUAGUCCUUGAUCUCAUACCUUUAACAGUGUGAUAUACCGUAGUUCUCCCAUCGAGGUAGUGUAAAAAAACUGUGGUGAAAGACGCCACCCACCAGGAUUUCGCUGGUUUGGGAGAAGACGAGCGGCACCAGCCUUGUCAGAGUUUAGUGAUAACUCAUCAUUCAGCCUCCAUAUCACAGCAUCGAACAACAAAGCGAGCGAGCGAGCUUAAUGCCAUAUUUUCUUAUUUUUAUUUUUUUGGUCUUUUGUAGUCAUCCAUAACUCGAAGCCUAACAUUUCAGCCAGUGACUGUGUGCUGUGGUAUUGGUCUUUAUAUAAACGCUUCCACACUUAACCUCCACAACCGGAGCCGCGCUCACAAAGCUUCAAGUCAUCCUGGCCCAGGGUCAAAGGUCAUAUGACCUUACGCGCUCUCUGACGACCCUGGAUCUGUGGAGGCUUUGUGAAUGCAGCUCCUGGACUAUAAAUACAUAAGUGUAAGAGACUUGCAACAGUAAUAUACAGUAUAUUAUCUAUCUCUUUUCAGUAUAGGUUUGGCUAAUCCUCAGUAUGAGCUGAUUGGACUGUAGUGUUUUUAUAAUGUGGUUUUUCUUUUUAAAACGUGCUGCAGUGAGUUGUUCACUUUGGUUUAUCUUAGGGUUUUCUACUGUCUCGGCCAGGACGGAGGUACAGGAUAAAACAGUUUAAUUAAAGAAGCAGUUAAAGGAAGAGUCCAAUUAAAAAAAAAAGAAAAAAUAAGACUCACGUUGUGAUAAUCUACUCUCGAGCCAAAGCAAAUGAUUUCAUUGUUUUUAAUCCAGAGCGACAGUGAUUUCUGAUGAUUUUGCAGUUCGUGGUGUUGGCCCACCUUAACAGCAAAGCAUUCUGGGAAGUGUAGUGCUGCUCAUAUCCAUCUGGUGGCACUGCAGCAGAUGCUGCGCUGCAGUAGCAUCUUAAUAUGAAAGAUGCUCGCUGAUACUGUGUCAUUUUUCAGACUUUUAUUUGUCCGUUUGUGUUCACGCGAGCAAAACAUGCACUUCAAACUGUUUCUGAUAUGCAGGAAACCAGUCACACUGCUCUGUGUAUUAAAUAACCUUGUUACCUUAAUUAAAUGACCAGUCAUUAGCUGUGUUUUCUUCUGUUGUGAAGUGAAUAUCAGAGCGUAACCACAAAAAAAAAAGCAGACUACAGUUCAAUGUGCAGUUACAACCUGCUUCACACUGAAAUGUAGAGAGAGACAUGCUGUUAUAUGUAACAUAAAAACAUUUCCAACCAUGUUUUGCCCAAUUUUAAGAUAGAUAUUUUGACGCCAGCACAUCUAAUCUCAAAUUUAAUUGAUGUUUUUUGUAAUUAUCAGAUGAAAAGUAAGACAGAUGGGAAAAAAAACAAACAAACAGAGAGCAGGUGUCUUUCAAAUAUCUGAGACUGUUUCGAGUGCAUAGUUGUUGCACAGGUUAGAGGUUCUUACCCUGUUGGUUUACUACAGAAAGGGAUGGGGCUCAGAAGUAGUCAUUUUGUUGUUGUAUAUAAAAACCACACAGUAGUUGAGGGAACAGCUCACUCAGUAACUGCACUCUGUCGGAAGAAUAAAAACACAGCUGGAUUAAGGACUGUACGAUGUGUCAAUGAGGUUUUAAGGAACUGUGCCAACACCUGCGUCUAUGGACGUUAUCAUUAUCAAAGCAAAAAAAAAAAAAAAAAGCACAUAUGAACAUAUGAACAGCUAGAUUUGUGGAUUUGCUGUAAACCUGGGUUGAAUUUCACAAGACAAAUGAGACAGUUUAGUUCGCGGCAUCAAAUCCAUACCAACCCCGAAUGAACACAAAUCAGGAGAAAACACAACCCAGGUCUGAUUGUUUAACUUGUGGUUUUGUUGUUAUGCAAGAGCCAUAGAUAUACACAGUCCCUGAAAUUUAGCCUGCAGUUUUGGAUCCAAGCACUUCAUGGCCUUUCAGUGUCCAAGAAUGUAAAGCUGUGACUGUAAAACACGUCCUGUCUCGUCGGAUGAUAAAACACUGGUCCUGUCAGUACUUAGAAACUGGAAACACUUGUCCACAGUUAUAACUGGGAGACAAAAUGCAGCAAAACUUUAUUUAAUAGUUUAAAAAUGGAAACCCAAGGCGCCAAAGGCAGAGAUUUCAAACCAACCACCACCUUGUGUAUCUAUGGCUACUGGCUCGUAAGAAUAACUUCAUUAUGUGUUGAAAAUGUGAGAAAUGAAUCAUGUUGUAUAGACUUUUGGUUAAGGCAGCCUGUAAAGUAAAAUACAUUUGGAGUAAUAUAACCUAGACAAUGAAACAAAAUAAAACUGUGUAUUGCACACUAAAACCAACUGUAAGCAAGUAUGCAUGUAACUAUAGACAAUAAAUGGUGAACAAAAUUGUA